Molecule: messenger RNA, 1471 nt
Organism: Synchiropus splendidus (mandarinfish)
Lineage: Eukaryota; Metazoa; Chordata; Actinopteri; Syngnathiformes; Callionymidae
Product: mesenteric estrogen-dependent adipogenesis protein-like
Exons: 6
Coding region: 27-608 (193 amino acids)
Source: RefSeq, a predicted model, not a curated record
CCCGGUCUGGAGACGAACCAAACAUCAUGACGGUGGUGAAGCGACUGGACCGAGCUCAGAUCACGAUCACGGAACUGGGGGAGUUCUUAAGAAGCCCACCAGCUGGCUUCUCCGUGGACUCGGAUUUCGGGGUUCACUUCGACCCGGAAAGAGACUUGGUGCUGAUUAACGACUUGGACUUGGUCCAUCGCGGCCAGAGAGUCGUCUUCCACAAGUCUCUGGGAAGGAAGGUUAAAGUGCAUAAUCUGCUGGACUACACUCAGUUUCGGAGGAGUCUUCUCUCCAAGAGGAUCUAUCUGCGUGUCUGCGAGAGAAAGGUCAAAGGAGACAACAGAGAGCUGAAGCAGUAUGUGGUGUGUUUGAACGGCGGCGACCCUUUUAUCAGGUGGCAGCUGGAGAGAGCUUUGGACUGGACCAUCUCGUCUGUGGCGGGGGAGAGCUACCGGCUGGAAGUUGACGUGAGGGAGCUGCUCGACAGGCACCGAGUCGAACCCGGAGCUCUGUGGUCGGACGCCUCCUUCACGCUGAAGUACUACUCCGACGCGCUGUUUGACUUCCCGCACUGGUUCGGCUUCAGCAAGAGGAGGGUUCAGCUGAGGCAGACAUGAAGACAUGCGUCCGGCUGCUCCUGAGGCUGCUGAGAAGGUAUUUGGCGACGAUCAGUCGAGGAGAGGUCACGUGUUUGGGUGAAGAUCUGCUUUGUUCUGGAGGAGAGAGGACCUGCUCUGUCGUCCUCAGACAUCCCGAAGAUCAACUUCAUUAAGUGGUCCCAAGUCAAACUGUGCAACUCUUCAGUGAUUCCCGAAUUAUAGUGUAAAUACACUGCAGAAAUCACUGCAUUUCCACAUUCACGAAAGGUCGUAGAUGGAGUUUCAGUUUUGAGCGACUUGUUGCUCAACAGUCAACCGUCCUGCCAGAGUUGUAUAUCUUGGAAUAGAAUUUAUUUUAUUUUAUUACUUCUGAAAAGGGAUCAAUUUCAUGUGAAGUGUGGUGAAGUAUGUGUAUGGUGAAGUAAAAAAAAACUAUUUAAGGUGUCACACUCUUAAAAUCAUUCAUCUUUUAAGAAGGAAAUCUGCAGUCUUGUUGGUGAAGAAAUAUGCUUUCAAAUAUAUAUAUAUAUAUAUAUAUAUAUAUAUAUAUAUAUACAAAAUAUGCUUUCAUAUUAUAUAUAUUUUGUUAUAUAUCUAUAUAUAACAAAAUGAGUUCAUCAAUUUUAAUAAGUAUUAGACCAAAAAAAUAUUUUUAAAAAAAAUAUAAAUUAAAAUGUAUUAAAUGGUUAACAUAAUUAUUUUUGUCAAAUAUUUUGAUUAAAUUUUGGAAAUUUGAAAAAAAAAAUCUGAUCUCACAAUGUUGUUUUCAAUUUUAUUUUAUGAUGUAUAUUUUAUUCACUUGCACAAAAAUGUAAAACAUGUCCAAAGUGAUUCAAAUGUGGAAUCUGUGCAGCUGCUAAUAAAAUGAUGCUGAAAUGCCG